AUGGCAAGAACUAUCUGAUCAGUGUUUCUGAAGAUGGUUUGGCAAUUAUUUGGUCAUUGAAUCCAAAUAACUCAAUUGUAAAAGCUGAUGUUGUGAAAAAAAUCAAUUGCAGAGGAAAUUUAUUAAGUUUAGCAACUAAUGGUGACAAGUUCAUAGUUGGCGGUGCAGAUGGUGGAAUUCGUUUGUUUGAUUUAAAUACAUGUUUGUUGCAACAUUUUAUUCAACAAGUCAAUCUGCCUGAUAAUGAUAAUCUGGGUGUGCCAAAAACUGUGAAACUAUUAAUACAACACCAAGUCAGUGUGUUGGUUCAUACUAGCAUGGGUGCACUCAUGCUUUACAAUAUUAACCAAUCGGAAUGGUCAGUUUUACGCACAGACAUAAAAUAUGGUUCAUAUUCUAUGAUGGAUGUCAAUCAAACAGAGAAAUAUAUUGGAGUUGGGAAUACUAAAGGUUCAGUAAAGAUUUUGGCGUUGGAUAAAAAUCACGAUGUCGUCGAACAUGUGGAGAUGAAUUUAUUUCAAUCUAAAGUUUACAAUUUAUCAUGGAGUGGUGAUAAUGUCUGUUAUAUCAGGUGAAAACGGUCGAUUGGUUUGGUUACAAGUUGCUUCCGAAAAAAAAGAAUUAGUUUUAAAUCCUCACCGUGAGUUUAUAUUACCACCAGCCAAGCAUAGAUGGCAUGUUGAUGUGUUGGUUGUUCGUCCAUAUAUUGUGUGUGGGGAUAGAAGAGGGUCGUUACAUUUAUUUCAUGAAGAUACCCCCCACCCCACGACCACUAUACAUGGUGUGCAUGGGAAAUAUGGAAGUACUUCAUUAACAUUAUAUGAUGGUUCAAUUAUAAGCACAGGUAGAGAUGGCUAUUGGAGGAAAUCUAAGUUGGAUGAUGGUGAUUUAAUCUUGGAAACUAAACACAGAGCAUCCCAGGGAAUGGACUGGAUAGAGGGAUGCAAUGUAGUGGAUGGAAACAAAUUGUUCUUCCAUGGUUUCCGUGGUAACAAGUUUGUUGCAUGGAGUAAAUAUUCAGGUGAUGAUGUUUUCUCUGUAUUGUGCGGUGGUUGCCACAGAUCAUGGGGUUUCUCAGUCAAACACUCAAAGUUUGUUUUCUUGAAGGCAGGAACAAUAAAUAUAGUUGAGAUACCUUAUGAAGUGAAAACAGAGUCCUUGGUAUCAACAUCACUACACAGCCAACAAAUAACUUGUGUUAAAUUCUUGGGAAGAGUAGAAUCAAGUGAUAGUUCCACAUCAUACAUUGUAACUGGUGCUGACGACACUAAAGUUAUUAUAUCAGCUAUUGUUCGAUCUCAAUCUACAACUAAGUUGGAAGUUUUACAAAUCCUUGACGAUCAUUCUUCAAAUGUUCGAUCACUUGCAGUGUUGCCGGUUAAAGAAAAUGAUUUAUGUUUGGAAACACUGUUGUUUACUGCUGGGGGAAGGGCCACCCUCAAUGUUUAUUCUGUCCAACUAAUGAAAACAUCUGCGAAAUGUUUGGUGAAACAAGUUGCUUCAUUUGAAGGAGAAAAAAGUUCAUCAGACAUGAGGUAUAUGUCAGUUGUUGGAUGGAAGGACAAAAGUGGAGAAACAAAAGUGUCAUUGGCGUGUUCGGAUGGAAGAUUACGGGUCGCACAAAUUCAACAAAACACGAUCAAUAUAUCAAGUUCGUCAAGAGAAUACGAACAUUGCUUUCUUACAUUGACAUAUAUCAACCAACUAAUUAUAGCUGGCUCCACCAAUGGAAAACUUUACUUUAUGACAUCAUCAAUGGAGGAAUUAUUAACUCACAAAUGCCACCAAUCUGGAAUCAAUGCAAUAGCAAGUUGUGAAAUGAAAAUGGAAAAUUCAAAUUAUUUGUUGGUUGUUAGUGGUGGAGAUGACAAUGCUUUGCAUUUUCUUUUACUUCGUUCACAUGAAAAAACAUUGGUUCAUGUUUCCGAGUGCUGCGUGAAAAGUGCUCAUGCGACCCAAAUCACGGGAGUGCACAUCAGCUUCAUGAAUGACAUGAUAUCUGUGGUAACAGUUUCCAUAGACCAACGUAUUAUAAAAUGGAGGUUAAUUGUUUCCGACAACUUAACAAUGAAGUGCAAUAAAGAAGAUUGUGACAUCAUACACGUGGCUGACGUUUCAGGAUUGGACAUUUUUGACGAUGAAAUUGUGGUUUCUGGACGUGGUUUAUUACACGGCAUCUCCAUGUCCAACUAUUGCUCUGUGAGGUGAAUAUCUGUGAUCAUCGGUCAGGAGGUUGGAUCUGAAUGGUGACGAGGCAUGAGGUGACGUUGUGUUGUCUUUCACGAUGAUCUUUGUUCCUCUCGGAGAUCUUUCAAGUGAAGAGGAUUGGAAGAGAGAAGUCAUCUCAUGUUGGAUCUUGGACCUGAAGAGUUAUAUUGGUUAUAAUUAUGUAACUAUCAAGUGUUAAAGCAGUGGUUUCUGAACUUUUUUCAAUGUAAUGCUGCUAAUGCAGUUAGUAGAGUUUUAAAAACAUGUAAAACACUUGCUUACUCUUUUUUUGAUGAGUCGUGUCGUAAAUCAAGCUGAGUCAGCGAUUCUAGUCUGUGUCGUGACAUGACUGAAAAAAUUUAACUUUUUAAAAAUAAAAUUUUAACUUUGAAA
Ciona intestinalis (vase tunicate) is the source of this 2601-nucleotide messenger RNA. The record is from RefSeq and is a predicted model, not a curated record. NCBI's taxonomy places the organism in Eukaryota, Metazoa, Chordata, Ascidiacea, Phlebobranchia, Cionidae.